This is a messenger RNA of Monomorium pharaonis (pharaoh ant), 2330 nucleotides long. Its product is annotated as venom carboxylesterase-6. The coding region runs from base 340 to 1989 and encodes 549 amino acids. The transcript is spliced from 8 exons. The record is from RefSeq and is a predicted model, not a curated record. NCBI's taxonomy places the organism in Eukaryota, Metazoa, Arthropoda, Insecta, Hymenoptera, Formicidae.
ACCUGUACGCGAUACAACCUCCGACGACGGUGCCGACAAAAUGCACACCGCGACGCGGACACUGACCGUAAUAAUCGUAUCGCAUAUAUCGCUCGUAACGUUCGACCGACUCGGUUUCCUCGAUGCUCCCCGACGAUCGGACGAUGGUUUCUGCACCACGAGCGUCCGGAUGGCUCCGAGUAAUCGCGGAUUCUAUGCGCUCUGCGUAAAAAAAGAACGCGAGACAACCGUUACUUUUCGCUCCAAAUUCGUACUGCGUCAAUCAAACAUGGCCGUCCCGUGGUCGUGCCUAGUGAGUCUGAUAUCACGCCACGGGGGCACGCCGGGUAAUGCGCGAACAUGGCUGCCACGAUUGCCGGGGCGGCUUCCGUUGAUACGCGACACCGACGGGACGGAAUGUGCACGUAUCGAAUGCCACCGCAACCUCCGAUUUGGAACGGUGUCCUAGAGGCUACGACGAACGCCGAGAUAUGCACGCAACGGAACAUCUAUGUCUCUCAACAAGAGAUUGUCGGCAGCGAGGAUUGUCUUUAUCUCAAUGUCUACACACCGUGCAUACGUUGCACCAAAGAUCAUCCGAAUUUGCAGCAUGACCGAUGGGAAAUCACCGAUCGAUUCCCAGUCAUGGUUUGGUUCCAUGGCGGAGGAUGGCUCGCUGGAGCCGGCCACUCCGAAUUUUAUGGACCCAAGUUCCUGCUGGACUUUAAUCUCGUUCUAGUCACCGUGAACUUCCGACUUGGACCGCUGGGCUUUUUAAGUACGGAGGAUCUGGAGUGUCCAGGAAAUCUGGGAUUAAAAGAUCAGCAGCAGGCUUUGCGAUGGGUACACGAAAAUAUCGCUUACUUUAGUGGUGAUCCGAAUAGAGUGACCAUUUUUGGCGAAAGUGCUGGUGGUGCAAGUGUUUACUACCAUAUGGUCAGCCCUCUUUCAGAAGGACUUUUUCAUCGCGGAAUUUCGCAGAGUGGCAACUUCUAUAACCCAUGGACUUUAACGUCACCGGGAGCUGCCAAAAAAAAUGCCAUAACCGUAGGUAAACAUUUAAAAUGUAAUUCCGAGAAUUCCAAGGAACUCAUUAAAUGCUUACAAACAAAGAGCGCGGAGGAGAUUAUUGGCACCGAUCGUCUUUUCCAGAAAUUUGGUUACUGCCCAAUGAUACCAUUCCGACCAGUAAUCGAACCCGAACACGAAGGUGCCUUCCUGACAGAGGAUCCAUUAGUAUCUGUACGAGAAGGUCGCCUUCUCGAUGUACCUUGGAUGACGGGAAUUACUUCAGACGAAGGAUCUCUGAAAGUACCAAAUAUUUAUGGUCGCGAUAACAAUGUGAAAGAAUUGGAUAAAAACUUUAAAAAAAUUGCGCCUAUCAGCUUACUUUAUUUAGAUAGGUUUAACAUCACAAAUGAGGAUUUCCUAAAUGAGAUCAGCGAUACCAUUCGCGAUUUCUAUUUCGGCCAUGAUUCUAUCGACUACACUGAUAAUUCCAGAUUCAAACUCAUUGAAAUGUAUAGUGAUUCGUGGUUUAACCACGGUACUCACAGAGCUGUGCAAGACUUUAUUGAAUAUCAAAUUUCACCAGUCUUUUAUUAUUACUUCGCAUAUAAAGGAAGCGCGUCCUUCAGCAUGAUAUUCGGUGAUCCUACAAGAGAUUAUGGAGUAUCGCAUGCGGAUGAUUUGCAAUAUUUAUUCCCUGUGGGCGAACAAUUGUUCCCAAAUGUAACAUUAUCCGAACAAGAUAACGAAAUGAUCGACGUUAUGACCACUCUUUGGUACAAUUUUGCAAAUUACGGAAAUCCUACGCCGAAAGUUACAAAAGUGAUUCCAUUGAAGUGGAAACCUGUGAAAACAGAAUCCGCACCAGAAUAUCUGCGUAUACAAGACUCAAAGAAAAUUACUAUGGAACACAGUCCUGUUUGGGAGAGAAUGAUAUUUUGGGACUCCUUAACACGUCGAAUGGAGCUCUAUGACAAUAAAUUUAAACACGAUGAAUUGUAAUUUGUAUAUUUACACAUAAGUAACAAAGCCGAAAGCAAAGAUGUCUCGCAUCAAGCAAAGUGUGAUUGCAAGAAUCUUGAAAUGCUAAAAUUUUAAGAAAUUUUAUUCAUUCAUUUUUAAAAUUAGAUUUGCUUUUUAUUAACUUUAUAGAAUAAAUUGUAGUUAUUUCAAAAAUUUUUUGGAUUGUAGAUAUAAAUUAGGAAAAUUAUUUUACUAACAAGUGAGAUUUACAAAGCGCAUCUGUGUUAUAUAGAUUGUGCACUUUUUUAUUUAACAAGAGAAUGAUUCUUGCUUUUAUUUUAAAUUUUAAAAUAUGACCACUAGCAUAUUAAAUAUUAAAA